AUGAUUUUCACCUCUACGCAUCCAAACAUUGCAGUUCCUGAAAACAUUACCAUAUGGGAUUGGCUUUUCGAAUCACCAGACUCACCUCUUAACCGGCAACCUUCAAUCGUCGCAGGUUUUACAAACGCUGUGACGAAAGAACGUGUCCGGUAUGAUGAGGUGAAAGAGCAUGCGGUUACCAUCUCGACCGCAUUGACGCGGAAGCUUGGCUUCUCUCAAGGAGAAUGCGUCGCUCUUUUUAGUUCAAACACGGUGUGGUAUCCUGUUGCAAUGUUUGCGACUAUACGGAUUGGCGGGAUGAUUUCGGGGGCCUCUCCGGCUUACAACGUUGAAGAAAUGACCUAUGCUUUGAAAACAUCCAAGGCAAGGAUUUUGAUGACUGCGGCUUCCGCGCUUCCAGUCGCGAUACCAGCCGCAAAGAACGCCGGCAUUCCACAGGAUCGUAUCAUACUCCUCGAAGGGCAGCACCAAGGUUUUGCCACAGUUCACGACCUCAUCAAAUUUGGCAGAGGCUUUGGUGCAGAUGGGCAAACUCCGGCGUUGAAAAUUAAAAGGGGCGAAUCAAACAAAUGGCUAUGUGGCUUUCUCAGUUUCAGCAGUGGAACCACCGGUCUCCCCAAGGCAGUUAUGAUCUCACACCAUAACGUGAUGGCACAGUGUCUACAAGUUUCGCAGCUCACGCCCAAGGAUCAUAAGAAAAUACUCGCUGUUCUACCGUUGUUCCAUAUAACGGGCCUCGUGCAUCAAAUGCAUAUGCCCGUGUGUAUAAAUGCAGAGGUCUAUAUGCUCCCGGCGUUCGAUAUGAAGACCAUGCUGGACACGGUGAUUGAGUAUCAAAUUUCGGAGCUCCUUCUUGUGCCACCCAUUUUGAUUCGGCUGCUGCGGGAUCCCAUCGUGAAGAACUAUGAUCUAUCUCAUAUACGCAGAUUUUCCUCUGGAGCAGCUCCACUUUCAGCCGAAGUCAUCCAAGAGCUACAGCGUCGCUUUCCCCAGACGGGCUUCAAGCAGGGAUACGGCAUGACGGAGUCCUGCAGCUGCAUCACCGCCCACCCUUUAGAGCAGUCCACAUAUGAAUAUGCGAACCGAGUCGGCAGUAUUGUUGCCAAUACCGAGGUCAAAAUUGUGGACCCUGAGACGGGAGCUGAGCUUGGUUAUGGCGAGCCGGGAGAGAUUCUCGCCCGUGGUCCGCAGAUUGUUAUGGGUUAUUUGAACAACGACAAAGCUACGGCCGAAACUUUUGACUCCGAGGCUUGGUUGCAUACUGGGGAUGUUGGAUAUAUUGACCGGGAAGGUUUCAUUACUAUCACCGAUCGCAUCAAGGAAAUGAUCAAAGUCAAGGGUAUUGCUGUCGCCCCUGCCGAGCUAGAAGACUUGCUUCUUGGACACCCGAUGAUCGAAGAUGUUGCUGUCGGCGCAAUCGCAGACGACUAUACAGGGCAGCGUCCCAAGGCUUAUAUUGUCUUGAAGCCUACAUCUCGUGAGGGCAAAGGCAAAGAACAAAUAUUGGCAUUGCUGAGAGGGGUGAUUAAAUAUGUCCAGGAGACAAAAGUCCGCCAUAAGUGGAUAACCGAGGUCGAGCUGGUCAAGGAAAUUCCCAAGAGUGCUAGCGGCAAGAUCCUUCGUCGAGUCUUGCGACAACUCGAGCAAGAUGCCAGCAUCCAAGACCGACUUUUGGUGGGUAGGGAGGAUGUUCGAUCUAAAUUGUGA
Molecule: messenger RNA, 1707 nt
Organism: Penicillium pulvis
Lineage: Eukaryota; Fungi; Ascomycota; Eurotiomycetes; Eurotiales; Aspergillaceae
Product: acyl--CoA ligase
Exons: 5
Coding region: 1-1707 (568 amino acids)
Molecular function (GO): CoA-ligase activity
Source: RefSeq, a predicted model, not a curated record